CGGCAUGGCCACAGCCUCCGCAACUCACCGGAGCUAAAGCUUAGUCCUCCGUUGCCAUGGCAAACACACCACCCACGCCUGUUAGGACCUUCAAGAUCUUCAAGGAAGCCUUCCUCCUUCCCAAGACCAACCCGAGUCUCAUACUCUCCGUCUUCCUCAUCUAUUUCCUCGCCGCCUUCCUCUACCUCGCCGCCUUCCAACUCUCCGCCUCCUCUCUCCUCAUAGACUUGACCAAAAAGCAACAAUCCCUCGUCACCACCGAUCCUUCCAGCCCCACCUACUUCCAGCUUCUUGCGGCCAUCCGACAUGACACCAAAGAGCUUACCUCCGUGGAAGUCGUCUUCAUCAUCAUCGGCAUGAUCGUCACCUACGUCGUGAAGACCAUCACCGUGUACGCCCUGGCCAUGACCUACGUCAAGAAGCUGCUCACGCUCAAGGAACUCCUUUGCAACUUCAAACGCAUCAUGAAAGGACCCAUCAUCACCCAAUUCCUGGUCAGCUUACUAAGCUGCGGAUAUGCCGUUCUUCUGAUGGUCGUGGUGUUGGUGCUCUGGUUCAUCUCCGAUGGUUCCACGUUUCUGCUAAUCUUGGUCGGACUGCUAGCUUUCGUCGCAGUUGUCUGGUACCUGUACCUGGCGACCUUGUUCUUCUUGAGCAUCACGGUGUCGGUCGUCGAACGAGACUGCUACGGGGUGAGAGCAGUCGCGAGGGCGACGGAACUCAUCAAAGGAAACAAGCGGGCAGGAGUUGGCAUCAUCAUUAUACCCAUUAUUGUGGCGAUUCCCAUCGCUGCGGUGUAUGUUACUGCUUCUGUCUUCGUUCCUCUCGGUCUUUGGAGCCAACUCGUGGCGGAAUUGGUGUAUAUGCUGGCGAUCGAAGUGCUUAGUUUCUUCGUCUGUGCGGCCUUCGCAGUCUACUACUACGAGUGCAGAAGAAGCCAUGGAGAAGUGACUCCGGACAUGGUCGGCAACGCUGUUUACACUGCUCUUCCCACUGCCGAUGCCGUUUGAAGAGGAAGCUGAAGUUUAUUUCUGUUCUACGUUGUGCACGUAACAAAAAACAAAUCAAACCUUUUGAUGUAUUGCAGAUUAAAUCAAAUAAAAGUUUGGAUUUUAGUCCA
Musa acuminata AAA Group (dessert banana) is the source of this 1120-nucleotide messenger RNA. RefSeq lists its product as uncharacterized. Bases 57 to 1010 code for a protein of 317 amino acids. NCBI's taxonomy places the organism in Eukaryota, Viridiplantae, Streptophyta, Magnoliopsida, Zingiberales, Musaceae. The record is from RefSeq and is a predicted model, not a curated record. The transcript has a single exon.